Danaus plexippus (monarch butterfly) is the source of this 4384-nucleotide messenger RNA. RefSeq names its product RNA helicase Mov10l1-like. Gene Ontology annotation, molecular function: 5'-3' RNA helicase activity; RNA binding. The record is from RefSeq and is a predicted model, not a curated record. The transcript is spliced from 20 exons. The coding region runs from base 118 to 2832 and encodes 904 amino acids. Lineage: Eukaryota; Metazoa; Arthropoda; Insecta; Lepidoptera; Nymphalidae.
UUCUCUUUGUACGUUCUUCUUGUUUCAUACUUAUUUUGGUGCAUAUAUAAAGGAUUGACGCUCUAGAAUUACAUGAAUUAUUCUAUUUCAUAGUAAUUAUUAGAAUACAAAGUGAAAAUGUUUUGUCGAGUAUGCGGUAUUGUUGACGAGCAUUACAAUGAAAAUGCUGAUGUUCACCACGAUGAUACGCCUAAACACCAAUGUAACUUGAUUUUGUUGAACUACAAAAUGAACAAGAAACACUUUUCUAAAAAUAAAGAUGGGAUGAUUAUAAUGUGCAGUGCCAAGAGUGAACCUCUCGAUGAUGCUACAGUGACAAAUGUAGAAAGCACAGGCAACCAUAAAAUUAGGAUAUAUGUGAAACCAAAACAGAAAGCACAGUUUAGCUUCAGUAUAUCAAAUGAUAUGAAAAAUGAUAAUGUUUUAGUUGUUGGUAUACAACUGGCACAUCCUCAACCUCAGUUCGAAAUGAACUAUCAUCCGUAUCAGUUUGGUGAAGAUCCGAAAGUUCUUAAAAAAAAAUCUUCAAUUAAAGAAGAUAUUAUUGUCAAUUUUAAGUCAGAUGACAUUGGCCAUUUUGAAAUGCCCAUUAUGUUUACAUUUGUUAAGCAAAGCAAAGAAGGCCAAGAUGAGAAGAAUCUAAUUUUUAUAAGAGAAAUGGUGGUGUUUGUGCAAGAAUGUGAUAUGUCAGUCACCAGAAAUAAAAGUAUUUACGACAGUGAACUGUGGGAAGGGGUGAAGCAAACCAUACCAUCACUUUUUCACGUGCCAACUGAAGUAGCAUUUAAAAUACCAAAGCUUCUAAAGAUUCUUCUUCCCCGAGGCCUCGAAGAGAAAGCUCUAGAAGGUUUGCAGAUUCCAGUGGGUGUUCAAUUAGACCAAUUAAUGUUAGUUUUGGUUGGUACGAGGGCUAUAUUCGAUGAAGGUCCCACAAAAAUUAACUACAUGAAAUAUUUCCACCAUUUACUUUGGUGGGAGGAAAUAAUCGCGAGGAUAAAUUUAAGGAAGUAUAAUAUGAAGGGUGUGUAUCUCAAAGUAACUGGCGAACUUUUAGUAAUGGAGGUACCAGGUUUGGCUGAAAAGAGGCCGUCGUUGCUGAGAGGUGAUUACGUCUAUCUGAGGUCGCAAGAAAAACCUGAUUUGGUGUUUGAAACUACCAUUAAAGAUAUAGAAGAUUGUUGUAUCCAACUGGCCAACGUUGAUGAGUCGUUCUGGGAAUUCUACGGACCGGAGGUUGCUUUCAACGUCCGCUUCAUCAUGUCCCGUGUUCCAGUGGAACGUGCUCACGAGGCUGUGUCUCGUCUUUUCGAAAGAAAGCAAGACUGCCGGGUCUUCCCUGAGCCACCAGCCCGGAAGAUACCCGCCACGAGAAUCACUAAAUUCUAUAACAAACUUAUAUAUAAGAACGAAGAGCAGAAAUCAGCAGUGGAGCACAUUGUAUCAGGGACUUGUGGUUUGGCGCCCUACAUCGUAUUUGGACCUCCCGGAACAGGGAAAACAAUGACCAUUGUGGAAGCGAUCGUUCAGAUCGUAGCACGCAAUCCAAAGUACCGUGUUAUGGUGUGCACUGAUUCCAAUAUGGCCGCCGAUCACAUUGCUUUGAUGCUGUUAAAAUAUAACAAAAUGCUUAAUAUCAGUAACUUUCUGCUUCGGGCCAGCUCGCAGUCUAGAGAAUGGAGUGUUUUACCUUCAGGGUUGGCUGCUGUCUCCAACGGUACCAGUUACAGUACCUUCCACGUCGUCAGCAACGUGGAGGUCUCCAAGUAUAGGAUCUUCGUCACAACACUGUCGCAUGCGGCUAAAUAUGGAACGAAUCGAAGCCAGGCUUCUCAUAAGCUGCAGAUGUCUCACCUGUUCAUCGACGAGGCGGCUCAAGCUACUGAGCCGGCGACCUUAAUUCCAGUAUGCGGUCUUUUAGCACCAAAUGGUCUACUAGUACUGGCAGGGGAUCCACAACAGUUAGGACCCGUCUGCAUCUCCAAAGAAGCCCGCGACAGAGGCCUAGGGCAGUCGCUGUUGGAACGCCUUAAGAAGACUCACGAGAAUCUGUACACAGAUCGUAAUUUCAUAACAAUGCUCGUUAAGAACUUUCGAUCCCAUCCAGAUAUAUUGGCGAUCCCCAAUGAACUGUUCUACGACAAUUGCCUUCAGGCUUGUGCGGAUCCAGAUCCUCUGAGCUGUCGCAGCAUUCUGGGAGAGGGUGCAGAGCGAGCUCUAAUAUUCCAUGCAGUGCACUCAAGGGAACAAAGGAUGGGCAACGCACCCAGUUACUUCAAUGAAAAAGAAUUGGAGAUGCUGAAGAGAUACACCAAAGCCUUGAUUGAAAAUCACAGUGUGUCUGCCAAAGACAUUGGUAUUAUAGCACCUUAUAUAAGACAGGUAUACAAAAUGAAAGGUUGGCUGACAAGUGUGGACUACUCCGAUGUUGAAGUUGGAACUGUUGAAUCAUUCCAAGGAAAGGAGAAGCGAGUGAUCUUAGUGUCCACAGUACGAGCUAACUGCAGGCUCCUGGAUUACGACGCCAAGUACAGUCUGGGCUUCCUGGCUGAAGACAAGCGUUACAAUGUAACCCUUACGCGAGCUAAAGCCAAGCUGGUUAUAAUCGGGAAUCCGGCCUGUUUGACGCGCGACGUAAAGUGGAGGAAGUAUAUGUCGGUGUGUCAGCAGUAUGGCACGUACUACGGCCGUGAGAACGAACAGCUGGCGAGGGAUUCGCGGUUACUGAUAGAAGUGGCCAAGACGAGGUUCCGGAAGUGCCGCCUGCUGGCCUAUCUGAAAAAAAAUGAAGACGAAGUGAAAAAGGAAACGAAGUUCCAUAAUGGGUUUAAAUAAUUGAAAUAACAUUGAAAUAAAUAACAAUAAUUGAAAUAACAAAUUAAUCUUGAAAUAACAUUUUUCUAUGACUGUUAUACAAUUAAUCAUACUAAUCUUAGGGUUUAGAAACUUUUCAAACUAAUAUUCUAAAAUAUUUUUUAUCUGCACACUAUUCUGUCUGUUUCCUUUAAACAUAUAAUAUGUUAAUAAUGAUUAUUAAUGGCUUAUAUGUUAUAUUUUAUAAUCUGUCUUCUUUUUUCUAUCUUCUUACCAAUUUUUUUCUAAUGAAAGUGUCUGUCUAAUUCAUUUGUAGUUAAAAUAAUUGUUUUUAUUAUAUAAUAAUGAGAGUAAGAUUAUUCUAUUUUUAAAUCCGAAUUUUAUAUGUAUAUCAUUAUAAUAUAAGUGUAAAUUUUUAUUUACGGAUUAGGGUUGGUAGUGAUCUUUACCUACUAUGAUGGUGCUCAAGCGAGUUUCGACUGUCUUUAACAUUAUUUUUGUAAGGCUUAUAUUGUCUGACGAUUAUUAUAGUAUGAAAAUGUCUAUAAACUGUAGAAAUCGUUUUUAAUAGUAUUUCUGUGAUAUAAAUUUUAGACGGCUCCUUUUGGAAUGAGGUAAAGAAAAAGAAAUGACUAUUUGGAUAUUAAUAUGAUUAUUUUUCUAAUCUUUAUUUUAUAUAAAAUGUUUUAUUUGAAUAUUAUUUUCUUUUAUAAAUAAAUAAAAAUAAUAAAAUGAUUAUUGAUUUUGAUACUAUAUUAUAUAUUGUAGAAUAUUAUUACGCAAGAGAUUGCAACUAAAUGUGAUAGCUGUUUUUCCUAUGAUUUAAAAUGAUCGGAAGAUAAUUAAAUAUAACAUCCAGAGCAUUUGAAUCAUUAGAGAGAACUGUUAUAACAGAGAUAGUUUAAGAUAAUAAUUAGUUUUAAGUGACAAUGCUAAGUACAUCACACUCAAUUUGGACAUAUAUUUAAACAUUCAUUGAUACUCUCGUAAUUUCCACCAAAAUAAUACAUAAUGUUUAAAUAUAGUCACAAUUGUGUUAGACUAAGCUGAAUAAAUUAGUAAGAGUUAUCAUGAAAUGUGUUAUAUUAGUAUUAUUACGAAACGAUUGAUUUAAUAUUCAUAAUAUAUCGACAUAUAUGUAGAUUGACUUAGAACAGAUUGCAAUUAUAACAUUUGACCAGUAUUUGGUUCCUUAGUGACCAGCCUUGAUAAAAGCAAGUGUACACUAGACCUAUUUGAUCUUUGUGCAUAAAUAAAUCUAUGAAACUUUUAAAAGAUAAAAAAUAUAGUGUACACAUGGUUCAAAGAUUGUCUAUGACAUUAAGUCCAUACGGUUACAAUGUUCAAUUCCACUUAAAGGUAUCAAAUUAUAUAUCAGUUUGUUUUUAAAAAUAUAAAUAUACAAUUAUACGUAAUGCUAUUUGACUGGUGGAAUCUUUGCACUUGAUUGGUAUAAUGCCAUAGUAUAUUUUAACUAACCAAAAUAUAUCUGUACAAAAAUAUACUGUAAAUUUUAAGAUCUUCGUAAUAAGUGAUUGUCACUCGAAUGAAAUAAAAUAUUUUUAUAGAAUAA